Molecule: messenger RNA, 384 nt
Organism: Phytomonas sp. EM1
Lineage: Eukaryota; Euglenozoa; Kinetoplastea; Trypanosomatida; Trypanosomatidae
Source: the annotation of a GenBank genome assembly
AUGCAGAAUGCGCUUUUAGAAAUCCGAGACCUCCGCGGCGGUGAGCGGUUGCUCUGUUACGACAGCGCCGCGCACGGCAAGGCGGCGAAGCCUCCGGACGACUCCGAUGCCUUCCGGGAGGUCCUUUCCCCCGGGGCGCCGGGCGAGGCCCUUUUGGAUUUUCUCCGUGGCGCGCAGGCCGUCUGCUACCGCUUCUUUGGCGCCCACCCGGGCGGCCUCGGCGAGGCCGACGGCCCCCUCCCAGGCCGACGGCCGGGCAGCGGCGACGACGACGGCGACGGCGAGGACAGCCAGCCGCUGAGCUCGGCGGAGUGGAGCCCACACGAGGGGGGGGCGGCCCCCACGGCCGAGGAAACGGCCUGCAGACCACGCCCGGAGGGCUGA